CACUGUACAAAAGCAUCCGAGAUGAUUGCUUCUCGGCCAUUCCCCGCCACUAAUCUCUCCUUCUCGCCCAAAAUCCAAUUUUUAUUCUGUUCCGGACCGAAGCGAGGACGUACCGUUGCUUGGCUUGGAGUGGUGAGCGUGUGAGUGGCAUGUCGACGGCGGCGGGGCCGGUGGCGGCGGCGGCGGUGGCUCAGCGUGGUGGGGGGUGCUGCAGCUCCGGCGUGACGCUGGAGCUCGUCGGGGCGUUCACGGCGGUGUGCCUGGUGCUGUACGGGGUGAUACUGUACUUCAAUUACCUGUACGUGCGGUGGAGCGGGCGCGACGGCGUGCACAGGACUGAGGGUGGCGGCGCCCCGGGGGCCGGGGCCGGGGCAGGCGGUGGCGCGGCGAGGAAGAGGGGCGGCGGAGGCGGGCUCGACAAGGCGGCGCUGGCGGCCAUUCCGGUGUUCAGGUUCAAGGCGGCGGCGUGCGGGCACGACGCCGACGCGGAGUGCGCGGUGUGCCUGAGCGCCAUGCAGGACGGCGACGCGGUGCGCGCGCUGCCCGGGUGCGGCCACGCGUUCCACGCCGGGUGCGUCGACGCCUGGCUCCGCGCCCACGGCACCUGCCCCGUCUGCCGCGCGCGCCCCGCCGUGCCGCCGCCGCGGCCGCCCCCGCCGGCGAAGAAGCCCGGCGCGAAGACAGCUGAGCCGGCCGCC
Molecule: messenger RNA, 698 nt
Organism: Oryza brachyantha (malo sina)
Lineage: Eukaryota; Viridiplantae; Streptophyta; Magnoliopsida; Poales; Poaceae
Product: E3 ubiquitin-protein ligase EL5-like
Exons: 1
Source: RefSeq, a predicted model, not a curated record